Dovyalis caffra is the source of this 415-nucleotide messenger RNA. The record is from the annotation of a GenBank genome assembly. NCBI's taxonomy places the organism in Eukaryota, Viridiplantae, Streptophyta, Magnoliopsida, Malpighiales, Salicaceae.
GCCAAUGGCUAGUCUUCAAUUCUCCUUCAAAUUAUCAGAUCCCACCUCCCAAAUGAGGUGGGCUAAUGAAGUUGUUUCGGAGCCUGGCCCAUGCAAGAAAAUUGCGCGUGCUCUAGAGGAGUUCCAAGCAAAACAGCUGAAAAUAGAUGAAAAGUUUCUGCAGAAACUAGACCAACUAAUUGGUGUGGCCAAAAAGGCUGAAGUUAACGAUAAAGAAAUCUUUAAGAAGGCGCUGGAUGACCUUGUUAAUGUCAACUCACUCUUCACGGUGGCUGUGUUCGUGGGGCUAUCCCUGGCUUCUCGCAACCAAUACAGCCUUGAAAAUCGACACGAAUGUGACGCAGGUCCAGGGGUGGCAAAGAAACUCGUCGUCUUUGAAGAAGAACCUUUAGAUCAAGAGAAAUCAACAGCUUAG